Messenger RNA from Echinococcus granulosus, 246 nucleotides. RefSeq lists its product as hypothetical. NCBI's taxonomy places the organism in Eukaryota, Metazoa, Platyhelminthes, Cestoda, Cyclophyllidea, Taeniidae. Bases 1 to 246 code for a protein of 81 amino acids. The record is from RefSeq and is a predicted model, not a curated record. The transcript is spliced from 3 exons.
AUGAUUGUACAAUAUAGUUUAAUAUGCAUAGGAUCCAAGGAAUGCAAAAAUAUACAAAACUGCAAAGUGAAACAGUCACAUAAGAAGGCGGCGGCAGCUCCAUGUUUCACUACAUGUUAUCCCUUAUCUUUCGGACGUGUUCUUGCCUUGGCACUUUUAAUUAAAUUAAGUCUUGUAAUGCAGAAAACAGAAUAUCUUCCUCCUCUCCAUCAUUUUCAGAUCUCAAUCAGACACUUUAGCCUUUAA